GCCACCCCCUGGCCCCCCGCCCUGCGCCUCCGUCUCGCUCAUUCUGAGACCACCGUCUCUCCACCGCCUCACCGUCGCAUUCUCUUCGGUAUUCAUGCUCGCGGCGAGAAGUUUCCAACCCCCGUCAUGUUUCCCUCCAGCAUGUGGCUGUGCGUCCUCCUGGCGCUGCCCCUCCCUCGGUCUUCGUACCAGUCGUGCACAGACGGGACGCCCCGGCAGUGUGUCGAAGCGGAAUUUGCACCCGGCACCAAUUUGGCCGGAGAAGGUUUCGACAUCACCAAGAUGGAGCGAGUGGGGGCUUUUGUGGUCAACAUGAAGGACUGGAGACGCAAAGACAAAACGUGCACCCUGUGCAGCAACCCCUUCCUGGAGAACCAGAGGCAGAAGCUGCCCCUGGCGGUGGUGGACUGGAGGGCCCAGCAGUCCUGCAGCAGCAAGGUGGCCUCCAAGCUCUACAAGUCCAGCGAGGCUCUGGUCACUUCCAGCGAGUCCUCCAUCGAAAACGACUGGAAGACCAACCUGGACGUUGACGUGGGCCAUCGUAGCGCCUCGCUGAUGCUGGCCGGCUCCACGUCUAAACUAUCCAGUUACUCCAUGGAGAAAACCAAGGAGGACAAGUUCAGCUUCUCCAGCCAGGGCGCGUCCUGUCAGUACUACAGCUACCGAGUCUCCAGGACUCCAAAACUGCACCAAGAGUUUCGCAAAGCGCUGAAAGGCCUGCCUAAGAUCUACAGCGCUGAAAACAAGCAGCGGUUUUACAAACUGAUCGACAACUUCGGCACCCACUACAUCACCAAGGUGAAGCUGGGGGGCAGCGUGAGGUCGGUGACCAGCAUCAGGGAGUGCCAGGCCAGCCUGGAGGGCCUCACCGCCGAGGAGGUGCAGUUCUGCCUGGAGACCGAGGCGUCCGUCAGCAUCCAAGUCAACAUCAAGUCUGAAACCAAGCACUGCAGGAAGGAGUCCAGCAAGACGGAGAAUAAGAAGUCGUUCUCCGACGUCUUCAGGGAACGGUUCACAGAAAUAAAGGGCGGCCACACCACCGAGGCCGACCUGCUCUUCUCCGCCAGCAAGGACCCGGCCGCCUACAAGCAGUGGCUGGACUCGGUGCCGCUCAGCCCGGACAUCAUCUCCUACUCCCUGGACUCGCUGCACGAGCUGCUGCCCGUCAACACGCCCGUCCGCAAGAACCUGCGCGCCGCCAUCAGCCACUACAUCCUGGAGCGGGCCCUGCUGAGGAACUGCACCGACGGCUGCCGGGCGGGGGUGAAGAGCGACGGCAGGGACCCCUGCGUCUGCCAGUGCCACAACCAGCCCGCCGUCAACCGCGACUGCUGCCCCACGCGCAAGGGCACGGCCCGGGUGGUGGUCACUGUGCAGCGGGGGUCCGACCUGUGGGGCGAUCAGACCACCGCCACCGACGGCUACGUCAAGGUCAAAAUCGGGCGGGACGAGCGCCGCACUCGCGUCAUUCUCAACAACAACAACCCGUACUGGGCGACAGUCGUCGACUUCGGCACGCAGGAUCUGUCCUUGACCAACAGGGUCCGGUUUGAAGUCUGGGACCAGGACAGCAACUGGGACGACGACUUGCUGGGGGAGUGCGAGCCGGUCCUGUCGGCGGGGGUCAAGCAGGACCUGUGCGUCCUGCAGCACGGCAGGCUCUACUUCAAGUGGGAGGUGAAAUGCGCUCCGAGCCUCGGCGGCGACUCCUGCACCGAAUACAAAGCUUCGCCGAUGAGCCAAAGUCUGAAGGAUCUGUACGUCUCCCGCCACGCUCGCCCCGUUCCCAGAGCCAUGCUGCUGCAGAAGGGCGUGUUCCUCACGGAAACCAGCGCCCUGGCAAACCAGACGGCAGAGAGGCGUGUGUUCCCUCCUGUGUUUCCAUAGCGACCAUCCAACCGCCGCACCCUCAAAUGGGACUGGCCAAGGCGGGGGGAAAAGAAUUUCCCCAAGGCGAUUAAUAAAGUUUGAUUGGUUUUGUUAGUUUCAAGUGAAAAUACAAAACUUUCAUCUCGUUUUCAGUGUCUGUUUAUGCGAAAAGAUUUCAGAGCCACUGAAAAUGCUAAGUUUUGAAAACGCUCCGUCAACCGGUCGAUGAAAAUUUAAAAAAAAAAAAAAAAAAAAGCACUUGAAAUGCUCCUGAGUAAUUAGGUGGCGACACUGAUGCAAGCUGCAUCAAGAAAAAGGUUCAAUGAACAUGAAUUGUGGAUUAGUUGAUGUUGGUCACAAAUGUCCGUUCUAAAUAUAAAUCAGUCUUCCGCUAUAAUGAUCCAAUGCUUUUUGAGGGUGUGUCGACCAGCUUGGCUUCAUUAUAUUUUCUCCAAAGACAAAAUGUUUGAAAAUGACCAUUAUUUGAUCUUGAUUUAACUGUGUAGCAGCGUUGUCCUUUAUCAAGAGAAUAACUUAAUAUAUUGUGUCAGUAUUGCUCGUGGGGUUUUUUUUUCUCAGUUUGCUCUUUAGUUAAAACAUUUUAAUGCUUUUUGUUUACAGAAGAAGCAGGUUUGCAGAAUCUAUAUUAUAUAUUUCUAUAUAUCACAGUCUCGCAGUAGUGAGCACAGUUGUCUGAAGUUGAGGCAGUCUGGGUUUGAAUCCGAGUCGGGACAUUUUCAUGUGGAAUUUGCAUGUUCUCCCCGUGUCUCUGUGGCUUUUCUUAAGCUGCUAUUGGCUUUGUCAUGUAAAACCUAUUAUAAGGUCAUUAACUGAUCAGCGCUGCUCUCCUAUAAUGAAAAUGAAUGGAUGAGAGUCGCCUCAGAGGACAGUGUUGUCUGAUCGGCUCCGGUUCCCGGCUGUACUGUGUCUCAUGCAUAGUUUGACAUGUUUUCUUUUUUUUUAAAUCAAUAAAUAUUCCACAGCG
This is a messenger RNA of Salarias fasciatus (jewelled blenny), 2854 nucleotides long. RefSeq names its product perforin-1-like. The transcript has 5 exons. The coding region runs from base 127 to 1887 and encodes 586 amino acids. Gene Ontology annotation, cellular component: membrane. Gene Ontology annotation, molecular function: calcium ion binding; wide pore channel activity; pore-forming activity. Gene Ontology annotation, biological process: immunological synapse formation; T cell mediated cytotoxicity; defense response to virus. The record is from RefSeq and is a predicted model, not a curated record. Lineage: Eukaryota; Metazoa; Chordata; Actinopteri; Blenniiformes; Blenniidae.